AUGUCUGCUUUAAGCAAAAAUAGAACUAGAACAUUCAACCAGGAUUAUGGAAAUAAUUGCGAUGACUAUCGCUCGAACGACACAUCAUCGGGGAUAGGCUGGAAGAGAAAACAACAGCGAUCCUCCAAAGCCUGUAUUUGUUGUCACGACAGAAAGGUGAAGUGCGAUGUGUCUAACAAAAAAGACGGAGAAUCGUGCUCGAACUGCAGCGAGGCUGGAUCCAGCUGUGUAAUUUACGUUCGAAAGAAACGUAAAAACCAGAAAGAUCAGCUCCUAGAGUUAUAUAAGAAAUUCCGGCCAUUUUCCAAUACGUGGGCCUCUCCCCCCAAUUUCAUCAAGCAAAGUCUUCAGCGCGAGCUACCAGAUCUCAACGUCAUUCAGCUGGAUCCCAAUGUCGUUCUCAAAGAAAAUCUGGCUUCUCUUGUGCGCCGGGAGCACUCUUUUUCAAACGAGACCGCUAAUUACAUCCACGAUAUUAUCGACGAACUCAUCGCGGAGGACCGAAAGGAGAAUCGAACUCGCGCAUACCAACUUGACGAGAUGGACUUUCAAACCCUCAGCUUGUAUGGCUGUUUCAAUCUCCCCGAUGAGGCUACCUGCUGGAAAUAUAUUGGCAAUUAUUUCAGGUAUUUAAAUCCGCAGCUACCAAUUAUUGAUAAAAACCAGUUUUACAAAGAUUACCACGACCUUAGAGACCCACCGUCGCUGAUGCUGCUUUUUGCUGUUCUGUACGUUGGUGCUCGACACAGUGAUACGGCAGACACCAAUGAUGAGGAAAGGCGGAUCCUUACCGACGCGUCUGAGGUGCUAUUUAAGCGUGCCAAGGCUUUGUUCGAUCUAUCCAUCGAGACUGAACCUCUUCCGCUAAUUCAAUCGUUACUCUGUUUUAUGUGGAAUUACGAGAAUUACUCGAUGUUUUCCAAGAAUGAUUACUAUUGGACGAAAAUCGCUAUUCAGUAUGGACAACAAUUUGGAUUACACAGAGAUAACGAUAACAGCUCUCUCUUGACCUCCUAUGAGAAGAGGAUGUACAAACGAUUGUUUUGGUGCCUUUUUAUCAAGGACAGGCUGAUUGGUCUCGGAUUUGGCAGGCCUUUCAUGUUGAGCCUCGAGGAUUGUGAUGUUAAAACGCUAAACGAUGAUGACCUAUUGGACUCUGAUCUCACUGCUGAGGAGAGGUCUUAUUUUACUAGCUUCAUCGGGUUUGCCCUACUAGUAGGCAAUGUGGUUACGGAACAAGCAAAGAUGAACCAAUUGGUUGAAUCAGGAAAGUCACCGCUAUUCAUAAUACGGGAUUGUGACACGCUCUUGAUGAAUUGGCUUGCCACUGUGCCUUAUCACUUAAAAUUCAAAAUUGACGAUCCGUCUACACAAUCGCUUCUUAGUGGAAUUCUGACUUCUCAGUAUUACACAUUACUUACACUUGUUCACAAAGCGAACAUCCAUAGAGGGAUGGGACAGGUAUAUCCUUCGUGGGCUAUUUCUUUCCAAGCUUCUCAAAUGAUCAAACUAAUUGCAGAUUCAUUAAUCAACAAGGGUUUUGCGUUUCACGUAGCGAUGAUCACACAUAACACUCUAUUUGCACCCGCAAUUAUUAUGCUUUAUCAUUUGAAGAACGAAGAUGAACAGAUUGCACGCAUCUCAAAACAGUUCUUUCUAAAGAUUUUAGAUGUGUGGAAGCACGUCUCCAUUAAGUGGCCCACAUGCCGACAGAUGUGGUUCAUUUUUGAUAAACUCUAUCACAGUGAAGAAAAGAAGAAUGCGUUGCUUCACUCGCUGGUACGCCAAUCAAAAUCCACCAAUACGAUAAUUGCAACGUCUAACGAUAUUGUUCUACCGCAACCAAGAUUUCUGAAAUCCUCGUACACAACAGAAGGGUUCAUUGCCGGUGAGCUGGGAGAGAAAGGCCCAAAAUUUGGCGCCUUUCGCGAAUCCCGGUCUUCGAAAUUGAAAAGCCUGAGCACAUUAGAUAUUGAACUUGACAGAUUGUUCACCAACAACGUGUUUUCAGAGUCAAAAGGUCUUCUUCCAAAGCUGGACCUGAACUACAUCCACUCAUCGCCCGGAGAGCCGUCAAUUGCUCGUGAGAGCGAACAAGAUGAUGCUAGGGCAUCGUCAGAGCUUCCUAUAAGCCUUUGGCUUAUGAAUGCGUCCUGGAAGCCCAACUUUAUGGACCCAGACACCGAAACAACUUUUGCAACUGCUUGCGACCAACUGACAGGCUUAAUGACGGAUAACUUCAUCCCCAAUAAUGCUUUCCCUGCUUUUGGUCCAGCCGAAAGCCAAUCGUACGGCAAUCAUUUUGGAAGUCUAUAG
This is a messenger RNA of Ogataea angusta, 2316 nucleotides long. RefSeq lists its product as uncharacterized. Gene Ontology annotation, molecular function: zinc ion binding; DNA binding; DNA-binding transcription factor activity, RNA polymerase II-specific. The record is from RefSeq and is a predicted model, not a curated record. Lineage: Eukaryota; Fungi; Ascomycota; Pichiomycetes; Pichiales; Pichiaceae. The transcript has a single exon. Bases 1 to 2316 code for a protein of 771 amino acids. Gene Ontology annotation, biological process: regulation of DNA-templated transcription; DNA-templated transcription.